UUUUUGCUUGACAGCUGCCGGGUUGAUAACAACAGUUUACCAAUUCGGAAAGCUGUAGUAAAAGUAAUGAAACGAUUAUUGUGAAAAUUUGAUUAUUUUUUGGAACCGGAAGUAAGAAUGAUACAUCGUGUGGCGGAACAAGCUCUGGUGGUGACCCUUCUCUGUUGCGUCUUGAUCGAAAAUGCAACCUGCCUACGGAAAUACACAAAGGAAGAUAUGAUACGACUACGCGAGGAAGUCCGCGCUAUGUUUCAGCACGCAUACGACGGGUAUUUGCGGUACGCAAAUAAAUACGAUGAAUUAAGACCGUUAUCCUGCGAUGGCGUUGAUACGUGGGGCAGUUACUCGCUAACGUUGAUCGAUGCGUUGGAUACUCUUGCGGUCAUGGGGAAUUAUUCAGAGUUUCGACGGGUGGUUAAAUUGCUGGAGAAGAAGUCGUUCGACAGUGACAUUAAUGUUUCGGUGUUUGAAACGAAUAUUCGAAUAGUGGGAGGGUUGAUUAGUUCCCACAUGAUGAGUCAUAAGGCGGGAGUUGAGCUGGAACCAGGAUGGCCCUGUGAUGGACCGCUGCUCAGAUUGGCAGAGGAUGUAGCAAAAAGACUCCUGCCGGCCUUUGAUACUAGGACGGGUAUGCCUUAUGGCACUGUUAACUUAAAGUAUGGUGUUCCGUAUGGGGAAACAAGUGUGACAUGUACGGCUGGAAUUGGAACGUUCAUUGUGGAAUUUGGAGCACUGAGUCGGUUGACUGGUGAUCCAAUCUACGAGGAAGUUGCGUUAAACGCAUUGUAUGCUCUAUACGACCAUAGAUCAUCGAUUGGACUGUUUGGAAAUCACAUUGAUGUUCAGACAGGCCGUUGGACAGCGCAAGAUGCUGGAAUCGGUGCUGGUGUGGAUUCUUAUUACGAGUAUCUCGUGAAGGGUGCUAUCAUGCUUAACAAACCAGAUUUAAUGCACAUGUUUAAUGAGGGAAGAAAAUCUAUCGAUAAAUACCUUAAACGGGAUGAUUGGCACGUUUGGGUUAGUAUGAAUAAAGGACAGGUUACAUUACCAGUUUUCCAGUCUCUGGAAGCCUAUUGGCCUGGAGUUUUAAGUCUGUUUGGUGACACGAGCGUAGCUAUGAAGACACUGCACAAUUAUCAUACCGUUUGGAAGCAAUAUGGAUUCCUCCCUGAGUUUUACAAUAUUCCCAACGCAGAAGCUGGUGCAAAUCGGGAAAAUUAUCCGUUGCGACCGGAACUAAUAGAAUCAGUAAUGUAUUUGUACCGAGCCACGGGAGAUCCGUAUCUAUUAGAAGUUGGUGAAGACAUACUGCGAAGUAUUGAAUACAGUGCCAAAACUCCAUGUGGUUAUGCCACUAUCAAAAACGUUCGUGACCAUCACAAGGAAGAUCGAAUGGAAUCCUUUUUCCUCGCUGAAACAACAAAGUAUUUGUAUCUGUUGUUCGAUCCAGAUAAUUUUAUUCACAACGAUGGCCGGGUUGGAACUGUUAUUAAUACAACCCACGGCGAAUGUAUCAUAGAUGCCGGAGGAUAUAUUUUUAACACCGAGGCCCAUCCUAUAGAUCCGUCGAUGCUACGUUGCUGUCACGAAUUACCCCAACAAGAUCUACUCGCGGAUUAUAGCAAAGAAAAGUUCGCCGGUGAUCGUUUGGAUCUCACAAAAGAACGAGACGCGCAGACUGAACAAAAGUCAAUGGACGGAAUAAAAACUGAAAAUAUCUCUGUUGUGGAGGCUCAGUUGGAAGAUUCGAUUCCUGUUGCUGUGCUAGAAGAACUUGGAGCGAAACUGGCAGAAGCUCGCCAAGCACUGACAAAGAAACGUCUGGAGGAAGCCUUCAACAAAGCACGUCAAUCGCUCAAAAAUCAACAGAAUGAUGCGGCAGAGGAAAAAGAUGUCAACCAUACACUGGCCAAGGAUGACAGUUUGGUAGUCCCAGUGAACAAACCAGCAGAGCAUAUUACACCAAAUCCAACAGUGUCAGCGACAGAAGACCCAGAGAGGAUGACAACCAUCAAAUUGACUCCAUCUGCUCGCGAUCCUGAUGACAAGAGCUCAACGGCACAGUUGAAAUCGAAUAAUGAAAGUCAGGAUGAGCGACCAAAUGUGUCCAGUCACGAAGAUCAGGUAGUUGAAUCUCUAGCUCAGGCCGACGACGAAGAAGAAGAGGAUGUUAGUUCACCCAAGAAGUUUUUCUCGGAGAACAGUUCGGUUGAAGGUGAAAACAUGGCGGUAGCACCCAAACCAAGUGUCGCAACAGAACACCUACAACAGCCUCAGGGCGUUAACAAUACAAUUGCAGAGUUGGUUCAAAAUAUGUUCAAGACUAAAGUCUAUCAAAAGACUAAGUUUGAUCCUCAGGUGUUCCUGAAUAAGAUAAAGCAUAAAGGUCAGUAUAGGAAUGCCUCGUGGGCCACUAAUUAUGGGCUACUCACGUGCAGAGCCCAACCGUUUCUCCAAAGGAUUACACUGCUAGGAGAAUUCUAUUGAACGGUUGUAUAAUAGCAAUAGCCUUGAUGGUCAAAUGCAUAUUAUUUCUUCAAUGUGAA
This is a messenger RNA of Toxorhynchites rutilus septentrionalis, 2546 nucleotides long. It is a transcript of the gene Edem1, whose product is annotated as ER degradation-enhancing alpha-mannosidase-like protein 2. The record is from RefSeq and is a predicted model, not a curated record. The transcript is spliced from 2 exons. Bases 118 to 2487 code for a protein of 789 amino acids. Gene Ontology annotation, cellular component: endoplasmic reticulum; membrane. Gene Ontology annotation, molecular function: calcium ion binding; mannosyl-oligosaccharide 1,2-alpha-mannosidase activity. Gene Ontology annotation, biological process: mannose trimming involved in glycoprotein ERAD pathway; endoplasmic reticulum mannose trimming; carbohydrate metabolic process. NCBI's taxonomy places the organism in Eukaryota, Metazoa, Arthropoda, Insecta, Diptera, Culicidae.